UCUCACAUGAAAACACUCUCACAGUUCCGGACCGGAGCACAAUCAAAGAAGUUUAGCGGCAAUGGCGACCAGCAAAAUUCCAGACCAUCUUCCUUCUCCUGCCGAAGACUGUGAACAGCUUCGCAAAGCUUUCCAAGGAUGGGGAACGAACGAGGACUUGAUCAUAUCCAUUUUGUCCCACAGAAAUGCAGCUCAAAGAAGCUUAAUCCGGAAAACAUAUGCUGAGACAUAUGGUGAAGAUCUUCUUAAAGAACUAGACAAGGAACUUACGAGUGAUUUUGAGAGGAUUGUACUUCUGUGGACAUUAGAACCUGCAGAUCGUGAUGCAUUUUUGCUUAAUGAAGUAACUAGGAUCUUAGCCUCAAACAAUUUGGUUAUUGUGGAAAUAGCUUGCACUCGAACAUCAAUCGAACUAAUCAAGGUGAGACAGGCUUAUCAUGCCCGUUACAAGAGAUCUCUUGAAGGAGAUGUUGCAUAUCAUACUUCUGGAGAUAUCCGCAAGCUUUUGGUCCCUCUGAUUACCUCGCUCCGAUACGAAGGAGAUGAAGUGAACACAACCUGGGCAAAAUCAGAGGCUAAAAUACUCCAUGAGAAGAUAGCAGACAAGGAAUACAAUCAUGACGAACUAAUUAGAAUUCUUACGACAAGAAGCAAAACCCAAUUACUUGCAACGCUUAAUCACUAUAAUAACGAGUAUGGCAAUCCCAUCAACAAGGAUUUGAAGGCUGAUCGAAACGAUGAGUACCUGAAGUUACUGAGAACAACCAUCAAGUCUUUGACCUUUCCAGAAAGACACUUUGCAAAAAUUCUUCGUUUGGCAAUCAACAAAUUGGGGACAGAUGAGUGGGCACUUGCUAGGGUCGUUGCCUCUCGAGCUGAAAUCGAUAUGGAGCGCAUCAAAGAGGAAUAUUAUCGUAGGAACAGCGUUCCUCUGGAUCGUGCCAUUGCUAAAGACACUUCUGGAGACUACGAGAGAAUGCUUCUCGAGUUGAUUGGACAUGGUGAUGCUUGAGGUACCCUCUUUUUCAGGAAAGUUACUCUGCUCUUUUUCUUUUUUCUUAAAACAAAAAAAACCAUAUUCAUCUGUUUCUUUGCUGGCUUGUUAGAACUUUGAAUAUGGAGAAACAAAUGUCAUCUACAAUAUGUAGGAUUUCGGGGUGGAAGAGUUCGAUAAGUAGUUUGUCUCACCUCAUCUUCAUGUCUUUCUUUCUUGUAUUGUGUAUUAAGGGAUAUUUUCUUCAGG
This is a messenger RNA of Benincasa hispida (wax gourd), 1243 nucleotides long. Its product is annotated as annexin D2-like. The record is from RefSeq and is a predicted model, not a curated record. Gene Ontology annotation, cellular component: plasma membrane; cytoplasm. Gene Ontology annotation, molecular function: calcium ion binding; calcium-dependent phospholipid binding; phosphatidylserine binding. Gene Ontology annotation, biological process: response to water deprivation; response to salt stress; response to heat. Lineage: Eukaryota; Viridiplantae; Streptophyta; Magnoliopsida; Cucurbitales; Cucurbitaceae.